Hylaeus volcanicus is the source of this 432-nucleotide messenger RNA. RefSeq names its product prostatic spermine-binding protein-like. The record is from RefSeq and is a predicted model, not a curated record. Bases 1 to 432 code for a protein of 143 amino acids. NCBI's taxonomy places the organism in Eukaryota, Metazoa, Arthropoda, Insecta, Hymenoptera, Colletidae. The transcript is spliced from 3 exons.
AUGUAUAUCGAUAAGGAUAUUGAGAAUACUGAAGAUGAACAUGACAAGGAUGAUGAAGACGAUGAAAUUUACGAUCAAGAUGACGAAGGCAACGAUGAAAAAGAUGAUGAAAUUGAUGAAAAGGACGAUGAAGAAGAUAAUGAAAUUGACGAUGGAAAUGAUGAAGAAGAUGAUAAAAUUGGCGAUAAAGAUGAAAAUGGUGAAGAGAAUGAUGAAGAUAACAAUGAAGAUGUUGAUAAAGAUGAUGAAAAGAUAACGAAGACGAUGAAAUUAGCGAUGAAAAUAGUGAAGAGGACGAUGAAGAAUAACGAUGAAGAUUUUGAUGAAGAUAACGAAGACGAUGAUGAAAUAGACGAUGAAGACGAUGAUGAAAAUUAUGAAAUUAAUGAAGAGGAUAACGAAAAAGAUGAUGUAAAGAUAGCAAGACGAUGA